This is a messenger RNA of Leptopilina heterotoma, 620 nucleotides long. Its product is annotated as 40S ribosomal protein S16. The transcript is spliced from 5 exons. Gene Ontology annotation, cellular component: ribosome; cytosolic small ribosomal subunit. The coding region runs from base 85 to 549 and encodes 154 amino acids. Lineage: Eukaryota; Metazoa; Arthropoda; Insecta; Hymenoptera; Figitidae. Gene Ontology annotation, molecular function: structural constituent of ribosome; RNA binding. Gene Ontology annotation, biological process: maturation of SSU-rRNA from tricistronic rRNA transcript (SSU-rRNA, 5.8S rRNA, LSU-rRNA); translation. The record is from RefSeq and is a predicted model, not a curated record.
AUCGAUAAAUCGAAUAUUGCGAUAAUCGAAAAACUGUUACUCGUGGCUAACUUCAAUUUAUUUCUUUCUGAUCCAAAUUCCAAAAUGGAAAAAAUGGAGAAAAGUCAAAAGAAACAAAGGGAACCGAUCCAUUCCGUUCAAGUCUUCGGACGCAAAAAAAGCGCAACUGCAGUAGCUUAUUGCAAAAGAGGACGUGGGAUUUUAAAAGUAAAUGGUCGUCCUCUUGAAUUGGUAGAACCUCGUGUUCUACAGUACAAACUUCAAGAACCAAUUUUACUUCUUGGCAAGGAAAAAUUUGCAGGAGUUGAUAUUAGAGUGAGAGUAAAUGGCGGUGGUCAUGUCGCUCAGAUUUAUGCAAUCAGACAGGCGAUUUCCAAAGCACUCGUUUCCUACUAUCAGAAAUAUGUUGAUGAGGCCAGUAAAAAGGAAGUAAAGGAUAUUUUAAUUCAGUACGAUCGGACUCUUCUCGUCGCCGAUCCAAGGCGUUGCGAGCCAAAGAAAUUUGGUGGUCCAGGUGCAAGAGCACGCUAUCAAAAAUCGUAUCGUUAAUUAUCGAAUUUCCCUCCAAAUUCCUAAAUUCCGUUUCAAUAAAAAAAAAAAAAAAUGAGCGAAACACGAAA